Messenger RNA from Aspergillus affinis, 1890 nucleotides. RefSeq names its product putative mucin. Gene Ontology annotation, biological process: regulation of cyclin-dependent protein serine/threonine kinase activity. The transcript is spliced from 3 exons. Bases 1 to 1890 code for a protein of 629 amino acids. The record is from RefSeq and is a predicted model, not a curated record. Gene Ontology annotation, molecular function: cyclin-dependent protein serine/threonine kinase regulator activity; protein kinase binding. Lineage: Eukaryota; Fungi; Ascomycota; Eurotiomycetes; Eurotiales; Aspergillaceae. Gene Ontology annotation, cellular component: nucleus; cyclin-dependent protein kinase holoenzyme complex.
AUGUCUCUCCCGGUCCUCACCUCGCAACCAUUUCCUUCUGCCCCUCACCCGAUCACCCCCACCAUCCCUCUCUACUCGCGGACAGAAGGUUCGACCUGUGCACGAAAGCCGUAUCGACAGGAGGUCCCUGAUCGGAACUGGACCGCGCCUCUGAGGGACGGUCUGCCAACGCCUCCCAGCGACAUGAACGGGGUAGCUUCUUACAACAACAUCCCCUCGACCAACUAUGGAAUCACACUUCCCCCAUACGCAAAACAACCCGCAUACCCCCGUAUGAACUCUUCGAAUUCUAUGAUAUCUUCAGCCUCGGCAGCUCAGCCCAAGAGCCAGCCUUCGAUCCACGAUGCCCCGGCUUCCGAGCCUAACAACCAGAAAAAGGGAUCGAGCUCGGUGGCUUCCUAUCUGAAGGUUCCACCCUCCAUCAGCAACAGCAAAGGAAGUCUGACCGAAUUUGCGGCUCAGAUGACUUGUCUUUUCUGGUUUGAAAGCACGGCUAAGUUGAGGGCCAUUGAAGAGCGCUUGAACCCGGUCUAUUCUCUCGUUCCCGAAGCAACCCCUUCCGCUGGUUUCCAGAAAUGGGUGACGAACAUCCUCUCCACGACGCAAGUGAGCCAAAAUGUCAUCUUGCUGGCUUUGCUUUUCAUCUAUCGCCUGAAGAAGUUCAACUCUGGCGUGCGAGGAAAGAAGGGCAGUGAAUACCGGCUGAUGACCAUUGCGCUUAUGCUGGGCAACAAAUUUCUGGACGACAACACUUACACGAACAAGACCUGGGCUGAAGUAUCUGGAAUUUCCGUGCAAGAAAUUCACAUCAUGGAAGUUGAAUUCCUUAGCAACGUCCGAUACAACCUUUUUGUCUCCGAGAAGGAAUGGAGUCAGUGGCACGCUAAGCUUGGUCUAUUCGCCGACUUUUUCCACAACGCACCUUUGGUCCCCGAGAAGAACGAACUGGGACCUACACCUCCAGUUCUUCACAUCUCCCCCAACUUGGGCCCGUCGCCUCAGAAACAGCCUUCACCUUGCUCGAAAUUGCCAUCCCCGCCUGCCCUGGACUCUCUGCGUGCUCCGAACUGGAAUAUGCCAACCAACACCCCGACGUACACCAAUGGACCCCAGCUCAGCAGCCAUAUCCCUCCGCCGAUUUCACGGAAACGAACCCGCGAGGACCCCGUCGAAGAGACUCCAUCAAAGAAGAUGGCAAUGCCAAACGCCAACCCUGCGUCUUCAUCGGCACUUCUGCCGUCGUCCGCCUUGACUGGAAUGUCGACGUUGCCCCCGGUGAUGACGCCAACUUCCGCUCCCACCGCAGGCUCGUCGACUGGAGCCGUUUCUCGCCUUCCUCGUCCUAACUUCCCCCCUUUCUCUCAUUCCUUCAACCCAAGCGUGCCCACCUCCAUGCCUCAGGUCCCUUCGACCACCGGACGAGCGAUGCCACCGAUCUACAACACAACCACCAACUGGGUUCCGCAGGUGGCCCCUUCAACCGGAGUCCCUCCUGUCACUAGUGGCAUGUACAACUCGUCACUGGCUCUCCCCGACCCUGCAAGACAACACAACAGUCCGUUUGGCGUCUCUUCCGCCGGCGUCUCGCCAGCAGUGUCCGCCUAUUCGGUUCACACGCCCCAGACCAACUUGUCCCCAUCCUUCUUCUUGGCAAACCGUAACUCUCCGUACCGGCCUGUUCGAAAUGUCAACACUCUCCUGAUCCCGCCACCGUCGACCUCUCUUCAGCAGCAGCGCAAUAUUCCAUUUGAGCACAUGCACUACCAACCCCUCGGCAAAACAGCGGCGGAGCGCAAGACGGGCCUAUUGCCAUAUCUUCACCAGGACGCUUGGCCUCAGGGACCGUUCUUCCCUCCUACCUUCCACUCGAACCCCAACUACUCGACUUAA